UUGCCUAAGAUAGCACAAGGGUUAUUAAAGGCUGUGUUCUUAAACUUUUGAUCAGCUACUGAACAGUCAGUUUCAUCUCAAUUGGCCCCAGAAAAGAACACAGUGUGACUAUAUCAGAAGGUGUGGUGCAUUGGAAAGCAGAGAGGUUAUAGUCAGUGGGUUGAACACCCUCUGGUGGAACUGUGUGACCUAAGAAAAACAGACUGACAUUUGUCUUUGUUCAGCUGUAACCCUGCCUCUUUGAACCAUUGCAGCACUGCAGCAAGAGCAGUAUCAUGCUCACUUUGAGUUGAACCCCACAGAAUGACGUCAUCUAGAUAAUGAAAAACAUUCGGGUGAGAAAGGCAGUCAUGAAUGUUUGCAGUUCAGAGCUGAAUGCUUUCAUCAGGAAACAGUGAAGUCUGCUCAGUUAGUUUGAUCUCUAAAGAUGUCCACACAAACUGAAGCUGCAGCAGAUUGGAGAGUGAAAUUUAGCAGAAAUCUUCAUCCAGAUGGAAGAGAACAAAGUGAGGUGGAGAUGUUAGAUGAUGAAGAGCAGCACUCUGAUCAUGGAUUACAACAAACUGAUAUUCUGGUGUCUUUGGAAAACAACAGACUGAAAACCAGUAACAAUCACCUGCAGACUGAACUUUCAGGCAUCAACAAAACUCUUUGGGAUGAAAUAAAACAGCUGAAAAAUAAGAUUGAAGGUAAAAGGUGUCCUGAAGGAUGGAUGAGAUUUGGAAGCAGCUGCUACUAUAAAUCCACUAAGAAUAGAACUUGGAUAGACAGCAGGAGUUUCUGUCAGUUUGCAGGAUCUGAUCUGGUGGUGGUAAACAGCAAAGAGGAACAGGAGUUUGUUUCUAAAUUGAAUCAGAAUGCAGAAUCCUGGAUCGGUCUGUCUAUUGAAUGGUCAUCACAGAAACAGAAAUAUGAAUGGAAAUGGGUGGAUGGAUCACCACUGACAGAAACGUUCAGGGAUGAGAGGAUUUCAAAAGAUCCAAACUACAACUACCAUGCAGUGUCCUUAAAUACUGAAGGGAAAUGGACACAACUGCACUAUACAACCAUCAAAAACUGGAUCUGUGAGAAAUGCAUAACAUUCUGAAUCUUUCUGUUUCUGAGCUGUGCAUUGAUUUAACUGUUUAGUUAUGUAACUACAAAAAUGUUUUCUUUUUUAUUUCUUUUUGUGUACUUUAACAAAAUAGUGCUUAAAUGAAAGUUGUAUUUUAGUUUAUGGUGAAUUGUUCAGAGAAAUGAAGUUGUCAUCUGUCAACAACUUCAUCACAUUUAAAUAUCAGUUAAAUUGACUCAGAUAAACAGGAAACUGUAAUAAAUGGCAUGAAAACCAACAGCAGUUCAGACUCAGGUUUUGUCUGUAGCAAAUAACAAACAGCUUCCACAAAGUCUACUGAAAAGUUGCAUCUAGAAAGGGAAGCAAAUAUUUGGAACAUUAUUUCUGUAUUUUCUCAUGAUUUGUUCGAGUAUUAAAAUAAUUUAUGAUAAAAAGUCUCUUUUGUCUUAAUAUAUUACUGGUUCUGAUUUGGGUCUUGUCAGAUAAAUGCAUCUAGACAAUGAAGAAAAACAGUAAGAAAUAACAAAUCACAGAAAAAAGUCAAUUUCUUAUGCACAAGGGAGAAAAAACAAGUGUGACGGAGGUCUCUAUCAUCCUCUAUUUCCACUCAAGCUGAUUUCGUUGAAAAUAGAAGUAGGAGGUUACAAUUUUCAAGCAGAGAUACAAGCUGAAAAGUUCAUUGGGGUGUGUGUCAUAUAAUGAACCAUUUGGGAGGGUUUCCAUUUCAAACGGCAUCCUUUUCUUGUCAGCUAAGAAAAGUGUGUGUUGAAAACCCCCUCAUCCUAGCUGGGUCUAAGAAGCAGAUGAAAAACACAGAACUGUUUCUAAAGAGGUAAAAAGGCCAGUUUGAGGUGAUAUUUAAACAAUAAUGAUUACAAAAAAGUUCUUUCACAUCAUUCCCUCCUGUUUAUCACUGAUUAUUAAAAUCUCACAUCCAAUAUCACAUCUCUUCUCAGUUUUCUGUGACAUCUUUAUUUUCAUAACACAUUUAUCAAUUU
Messenger RNA from Oryzias latipes (Japanese medaka), 2052 nucleotides. Lineage: Eukaryota; Metazoa; Chordata; Actinopteri; Beloniformes; Adrianichthyidae. The record is from RefSeq and is a predicted model, not a curated record.